AUGGACGGCGGCACUCCGCAGAGAUCAGGUACUGUAGUCAUACACGUCACUGUACUGGAUGCUAACGAUAACGCCCCAGUGUUUAGCCAGGCCGUCUAUAAAGCCAGUCUUCCUGAAAACUCUCCUUUAGAUACUGUAGUGGUAACAGUGAGUGCUACAGAUGCAGAUGAGGGAGUGAAUGGAGAGAUGGCUUAUGAUUUCGAUCACAUUUCAGAUGAGCAAAAGACAGUAUUUUCUAUGGACCGUAAGACAGGAAUAAUUAAAGUGAUCGGCGCUGUUGACUUUGAAGAAGUUCCGUCGUUUGAACUGCGCAUUAAAGCGAAGGAUGGUUUAGGCUUAGCCUCAUAUGCCAAAGUGAUAAUAGAAAUUACUGACAUAAAUGACAACGCCCCAGUGAUAUAUCUGAAAUCUCUGAGUAACCCAAUACCUGAGAACGCGUCACCUGGUACAGAGGUGGGCAUCAUUAACGUGCAGGAUAGAGACUCUGAAAAUAACCGACAGGUCCGCUGCUCCAUUCAGCAAAACGUUCCUUUUAAACUGGUGCCAUCUAUCAAAAACUACUAUUCUCUGGUGACCACGGGCGAACUGGACCGGGAACUAGUGUCUGAUUACAACAUUACAAUCACUGCCACCGACGAGGGCUCUCCGCCUCUGUCCUCCUCUAAAAGUGUUCAGUUAUCUGUCGCUGACGUGAACGACAACCCACCUGCGUUUGAGGAACAGUCCUAUAGCGCCCACGUGACUGAAAAUAACAAACCAGACUCAUCAUUGUGUACCGUUACUGCUCGAGAUCCAGACUGGAGACAGAACGGUACAGUGAUUUACUCUCUCUUACCCGGUGAGGUGAACGGUGUCCCGGUGUCCUCGUUCUUAUCCGUUAACGGAGACACGGGGGUGAUCCACGCUGGGAGGUCGUUUGAUUAUGAGCAGUUCAUGAGAUUUAAAGUCCACGUGAUGGCCAGAGACAACGGUUCUCCUCCGCUCAGCAGCAACGUCACUGUCAGUGUGUUCAUAACGGAUGUGAAUGACAACUCUCCUCAGAUACUAUAUCCCGCCCCGGAGGGGAACUCCUUCAUGACCGAGCUGGUCCCCAAAGCUGCACACGGGGGCUCUCUUGUUUCCAAGGUGAUAGCGGUGGACGCGGACUCCGGCCAGAACGCCUGGCUGUCCUAUCAUAUAGUCAAAUCCACUGAUCCGGGACUUUUCACUAUUGGUCUCCACAGCGGAGAGAUCAGGACACAGCGGGACAUUUCUGAAUCGGACAGCAUGAAACAGAACCUUAUUGUGUCAGUGAAAGAUAACGGACAGCCCUCUCUCUCUACGACCUGUGCCAUGUAUUUAGUGAUUUCUGACAACUUGGCUGAAGUGCCAGAACUGAAAGAUAUAUCUUAUGAUGAGAGCAAUUCCAAACUCACCUCUUAUCUGAUCAUCGCGCUGGUGUCGGUCUCCACCUUUUUCCUCACCUUCAUUAUUGUCAUCCUGGCCGUGAGGUUUUGCCGCAGGAGAAAGCCCAGACUGUUGUUUGACGGAGCGGUCGCCAUCCCAAGUGCGUAUCUCCCUCCAAACUACGCAGAGGUGGAUGGAGUGGGAACUCUCCGCAGCACCUACAAUUAUGACGCCUACCUGACGACCGGGUCACGCACCAGUGACUUCAAGUUCGUCACAUCUUACAAUGACAACACGCUGCCCGCGAAUCAGACUCUGAGAAAAACUCCAGCAGACUUUGCUGAAGAACAUGAUGAUUCUGAUUGGUCCUCACAGGUAGGCUUGAACUGUAAAUAA
Messenger RNA from Salmo salar (Atlantic salmon), 1782 nucleotides. Its product is annotated as protocadherin gamma-A12-like. Gene Ontology annotation, biological process: homophilic cell-cell adhesion. NCBI's taxonomy places the organism in Eukaryota, Metazoa, Chordata, Actinopteri, Salmoniformes, Salmonidae. The record is from RefSeq and is a predicted model, not a curated record. Gene Ontology annotation, cellular component: plasma membrane. Gene Ontology annotation, molecular function: calcium ion binding.